UGGUGAGGUGGCGUCGGUGCCGUCCGGCAGCCGCGGUUUGGCGCGAUGCUGAGGCCCCAGCCUGGAGCCCGGCCGCUCUGAGCGCCCGAGCCGCCCGCGGAGACCAUGGCGGAGGACUGCCAGCCCACCCGCCCCUCGGAGGACGAGGAUGAGGAGCGGGAGCCGCUGCUGCCUCGGGUCGCCUGGGCCCAGCCGCGGAGGGGCGCGCCCGGGAGCGCCAUGAGGCUGCAGGCGGACGAGGGCGCGGCCGUCCCCCGCGAGCCCGCCAGCGACCAGCCGCCGCUGGCGGCCGGGGACGCGUCGACCUCCACGAGCUUGUCCAUCGAGCCGGACCGGACCCGCGUCUCGGGCUCAGAGAUAAAUACAUUCUUGGAAGACCCAGAAUUUGCUGAUAUUGUAUUGAGAGCAGAACAAGCAAUAGAAACUGGAAUUUUCCCAGAAAGAAUCACUCAGGGGUCAAGUGGAAGUUACUUUGUGAAGGAUUCUAAAAGGAACAUUAUUGGUGUGUUCAAACCCAAAUCAGAAGAACCUUAUGGCCAGCUGAACCCAAAGUGGACCAAGUAUGUCCAUAAGGUCUGCUGUCCCUGCUGCUUUGGCCGAGGCUGCCUGCUUCCUAACCAGGGCUACCUUUCUGAAGCUGGUGCCUACCUGGUGGACGAAAAGCUUCAGCUGGGCAUUGUACCAAAAACAAAGGUGGUUUGGCUUGUCAGUGAGACAUUUAACUACAGUGCAAUUGACCGUGCAAAAUCAAGAGGCAAAAAGUAUGCCUUAGAGAUAGUGCCAAAAGUAGGUAGAAAGUUCCAUCGAAUAGGACUUCCUCCUAAGAUUGGUUCCUUUCAGCUGUUUGUGGAACAUUACAGGGAGGCUGAGUAUUGGCUUAGGAAGUUUGAAGCUGAGCCUCUGCCUGAAAACAUUAGAAAACAAUUUCAGUUGCAGUUUGAAAGAUUAGUGAUUUUGGAUUACAUCAUCAGGAACACAGACAGGGGAAAUGAUAAUUGGCUAAUCAAAUAUGAAAAGACAAAAUAUGCAAAGAAAAUUCAAAGAGAGGAAUCAAACUGGAUCAAUGAUAAAGAAUUGCUUAUUAAAAUAGCUGCAAUUGAUAAUGGGCUAGCAUUUCCCUUUAAACAUCCUGAUGAAUGGAGAGCAUACCCGUUUCACUGGGCUUGGCUCCCUCAAGCUAAAGUUCCUUUUUCUGAAGAGAUCCGAAACUUGAUUCUACCCUGUAUCUCUGACAUGAACUUUGUACAAGAUCUGUGUGAAGAUCUCCAUGAACUCUUUAAGACUGACAAAGGAUUUGACAAAGCUGCUUUUGAAAGUCAGAUGUCUGUGAUGAGAGGUCAGAUCUUAAACCUCACUCAGGCACUGAGAGAUGGGAAGAGUCCUGUGCAGCUGGUGCAGAUGCCAGGUGUGAUCGUGGAGCGCAGUAAAAGCGGCGGCCAGGGGCGGGUUGUACACCUAGGCAGCUCCUUCACCCAGACUGUCCACUGCAGGAAGCCAUUCUUUUCUUCCUGGUAGCAGAUGUAAGGGGAACAACUGUGUGGUGUUACUCUUCUGAUAAAAUAUUACACUGAUGUAAAUCUGCUGCUGAGAGCACCAGUUGCCAAAACCUCAAAUAAUUCAAGUCUUUAAAUAUAGACAAAAUAAUACUAUAUUUUGAAUGUAAUCAAAAGUUUACGAUUUUUUCUCCAAAUAUUAAAUUUCUAUUUCAGGGAAGAAGUGAUAUAUCUCCUAUACUAUAUUUUUAUAGAAAAUUUGUACUUUAUGUUGUAUUACUUUAAAAAGUAAUUUUGUGGUUUAUACAUGCUAGCAUGACUAUAAUUGUUUUCUAGAAUUCCAACUAGAAAAGAAAGGUUGACUUUGGAUGCUGAAACUUUUUAUAUACUUUUUAAACAUGAGAAAAAUCUUCUUGCAUUCAUUCCAAAAGACCUCUGAGGGUGGUCAAGCCAGAAACUGCUCUUGUGGACUCUUCACAGAGUCGCCAGUGAGAAAACAGGGAGACUAAAGCUCCAUUUGAAAGCUGCUGUUUUAAAACUGGAAGAAGGGCCCAAAUGUGGGCACUACUGGGGACCUGGAAGGUGAAUGCUGCCCAGGUGACAGACAGAUGACCAUUAUUUUUGUACUUUGAUAUCUUAGUUAGUGAGCUCUUCUGUUUUAAUGGGGGAGAAAAAUCUAAAGACAUCUCCCCUCCUUUUUAUAAAAAUGAAAUAACUGAGAGCUAAAUGGAAUAAUGUGAAAUUAAGGUAGAGCUCCAGUAUUUUAAAAUUACAACAUUGCUUUAAAAAUCCCCUUUUGUUUCUCAUAUGGGAUCAUUUGAAAAUUAGUACUUCAAAAUACUAAUCUUAACUGUUUAGUACAUCAGUUAGUAUUGAACAUCACUGCAAAGUAAACCAUACAUACCCUGAAAGUGUAUACUGAAUUUCAGCUGGGGUCAAGGGUCCGAAAGCCUUGGAAACAGUCGACCCACUCUGAAUCGGAAGGGAACGUGACUCAGACUAUCCCAUGGAUUUUAAACAUCUCUUCCUUGUUGCAGCUUGAGCAUCUGUGAGCUCUUUGGAAUUUGUAGCACUGUUUAGUCACCAAGGCAUGUAAGUGGAAAUGAGCCCAACAGGGAAUUGUGACUGCAGAGAAGAGAGCAUUGAUGUCUUGCUUCAGGCUCAAAACCUUUCAUUUGUAGUGUGUUGUCUUAGGAUUUUGUAAUGAGCUAUUCUUGUAUGAAAGUGUCUCCAGGUGGUUGGUUACAUUAGGGUGGGCAGACUCGUAGUCUCCUGUCACAUCUGUACCUGAGUCUCAGUGAUGUAAUGAGUGAGCACACCACUGCCCGAGUGCUCAGUUGGAAACCUGUGUCCUCCUACCUCUUCUGACCUUCCAUUAGCUCAGCUUGGAGAUAAUGGAACUUGAGUGGAAUAUCAAAUUAUACCACCACCUGUUGGCAGAUACUAGUCAUUAAAAUGUGCCUUUCUAAGAUGUCUUCUGCAAGAGAGGGCAUAGUUGCCUUUGCUGUAGUAUGGCUUUCACAAAAAGUUUUUUUUUUUAGUAUUUUGAGUAUUGCUAUAUUAAUUUUUAUAACAAAGAACUUAGUAAAUUACUACUGUUCUAUAGUCUAAAAUUAAAAUAGUUGAAGAAUAUUUUUAACUGUCUGACCGUGUUAGAGUAGUUGAGAUAUUUAAAGAUUACAAGUGAAAGUACUUAGGCUGUGUUUUGUAAACAUUCAUGAACUUAAUUGAUAUUUAAAUAUUGUGGGAUUUUUUAAUGAGUAUAUUUAUAUUGUCAAAAAUGAUAAG
Messenger RNA from Onychomys torridus (southern grasshopper mouse), 3281 nucleotides. It is a transcript of the gene Pi4k2b, whose product is annotated as phosphatidylinositol 4-kinase type 2 beta. Gene Ontology annotation, biological process: phosphatidylinositol phosphate biosynthetic process; endosome organization; Golgi organization. The transcript has 10 exons. Gene Ontology annotation, cellular component: lysosomal membrane; plasma membrane; trans-Golgi network. The coding region runs from base 106 to 1515 and encodes 469 amino acids. The record is from RefSeq and is a predicted model, not a curated record. Gene Ontology annotation, molecular function: 1-phosphatidylinositol 4-kinase activity. NCBI's taxonomy places the organism in Eukaryota, Metazoa, Chordata, Mammalia, Rodentia, Cricetidae.